Durotheca rogersii is the source of this 2468-nucleotide messenger RNA. RefSeq lists its product as uncharacterized. The transcript has 5 exons. Lineage: Eukaryota; Fungi; Ascomycota; Sordariomycetes; Xylariales; Xylariaceae. Gene Ontology annotation, molecular function: ubiquitin conjugating enzyme binding; ubiquitin binding. Bases 521 to 1792 code for a protein of 423 amino acids. The record is from RefSeq and is a predicted model, not a curated record. Gene Ontology annotation, cellular component: cytoplasm. Gene Ontology annotation, biological process: ubiquitin-dependent protein catabolic process.
UACCUAGGUACCUAGGUAGGUACCCCCGCACAUCCGCCUUGAGAGGUAUGAACAGUAGGUACCUCUCGAGCUGUGCUGAGUACAUUACACUACAUUAGGAGGUAGGUACCUCCUAGCCUUAUACUGGUCGAACCUCGGUGCCUGACAACGAGAGAUAGGUACCCAUGUACCUACUAUAUACGAUGGCCGGUAAGGCUGGAUACCUUUCACUCGCAGACAUCUGCUUCCAUGUGAAAGUAUCUAGGACGGGUAACAUACGUUAUGGCUGCUCAGCCUUCUGUGGCGGGGAACGUCAUCAGCUUCGCGUCGUCGCAACCUUGAUGCUGUUGCCCCUCAAGCCGAGAUACAUUAGGUCCCUGCCUGCAAUUACAGCCGUUGUAUCAAAUUCGCCUACCCCCAUCAAUCCGGCUGUUAAUCAACCAGCAUUCCCGCAUUGCUCCGUCUGCAUCUCUCUAUCUUGUCUUCCCCUCCUAGGUCACCCAUCCAGUUCCUCUUAAUACUUCCCUUGUGUCUGCUCAGGAUGUCCGCUCCGACUGAUGUGAGCAAGGCCAAUACAACCUCGGCAGCCCCCGAGUCCCCAACUACCGUGCGCCCGUUUGAGAUGGACGACGAUGAUGUUCAAGAGACCGGCAUCCUCAGCGAGGAAAAUGCCCACCUAAACUCAUCGACUCCAAGCGCCGCCAACCCACGGGGAACGACCGAAGAAGCCAUACCCCCAAAGCCCCCUCGACCACUCACGGAGCAGCAGAAGAACGAGCUGAUUCUUCGAGAGGCAUUUCCGAACAUCGAGAUCUCGGUCAUCAAGGCCGUGUUGAUCGCAAGUGGCGGCCAGAUUGACCCUGCUUUCAAUGCCCUUCUAGGCAUGAGCGAUCCCGAUGCCGUCCAAAACGAACCCGUGCAUGAUCCAGCUCCCCCGCCGCAACCUCCACGACCAACCGGCCCUCAAACCCCUAUGUCGCAAGUGGAGGCGGACGAACUCUACGCUCGGCAGCUCGCCCAGCAUUACGAUAAUGUCGGUUCUUACGAGGCGAGGACAACAAAUCGAAGCCCCGGCGGCCAGCAUCGACAACAGGCAACCGGCCUGAAGCCUAACGAGAUGUACGACCGAGAGCACAGCUUCAUCGAUGAUGACCUUCCUGUCAUCAAGGAGAAUCUACGCAAGGGGUUCCUCGAGACCCAGACCAAAGUUAACAGCUGGUUCACCAACCUGAAGAAGAAGAUUGACGGGGAAUACAACGAAGACGAGGACGAGUCACAGCCGUCCAAGAACCGACACCAUAACGGGCCAGGCAGGCGGAGCGGGGAGGGCCACAGAAGCGCGGACUACAACCGCUACGACGCGGACCCCCAGGUUCUCAGCGACGACUUUGCUGGCAUGACGCUCCACCCGGGCGGUCGACCAGUUCAAGGCGGCCAGCCAAGCAAUCCUAACCUUUAUAGGCCGCCCCCGCUUUCGACAUCCCCCAAGCCAGAGGGCCGCAAGGUGGCCUUCAAGGAGGGCGUUGAGGAUAUCGACCAGUACGACGCGUCGCCGAGGCUCGUUCCCAAAGACUCGAGCGCAACUCCGCCCCCUGGAAAGCAGAGCAAAUGGCAGCCAUUGUCUUCGGUCGAACCAAACCCGAUCACAGACAACGACCCAUUCAGCCUCGGCGAUAGCGAGGACGAAAAGGAGGCUAAGGAGAAGAACAACGGAGGCAUCAAGAUGGAGGACACCGAAAGACUCAAGCAAGCUACCGCCGACGCUAUGGCCGAUAGCCUAGUCAGCUCCGAAAAGAAGACGGACAGCAAAUAAAGAGGCGGCCCGGGUUGAUGUAAGCCGGAGUCUUCUCGGCAGUGGGGAGGGGUUCUUUUUUUUAUUAUACCGUUGAGUUGUUGAAUUCCCGCGCAACUCGACCUGCGCUACAUACCUACGAUCGACGUAUGCGCCUCGUUGGUGUGGAUGUAUUCAGAGUCUUGGGCUAUACGAAGUAGCUAAUGUUUUUCUUUGUUUCUUCCCACCUUGCUUUUCAGCAGCUGCACCGAAGGUGUCGAGGUUGCACCGUCUCCAUGCCCCUGCGUGUGUAAGCUGCAGGCUCGGGCAUCUAUAGGGACCCGACCACCCGCCCAGGCUUGGGGAAAUGAGUCGAAACGGAAUCCUGCGAUUCGCGGACGGGCAGCUGGAGAUGACAAGAAGCGAUGCUGUGAUUGGCCUGGGAGUUGCUGUCUGAUCACGACACGGUACUACGUACCGUGUAUCUGUCUUGUCAAAGGAAGGCCGGCCUGGCUGCACCGCUUCCACACCUCUCCGCCUGCCAGGGUAUCUCGAGUCUCACCUGUGGAAAAGCGACAGAUGGUUUAGGCAGCCAUCUGCUUGCCGCCAUUAGAUCAGUAGGUUACUCAAUGGGGGAUAGGUUCGAUCCCUAACAGCGCUACUUGGUAGUCUUCGUUAUUUAGCUCAUCUCCAUCCUGCUCGGUCGAAGACCGUUGCA